AUGCAAUAAGAAAACUCAGAGUAAAAUAAAAAUUCAAUCCCCUCUGAAUUUUGGUAUGGAUAAGGGUUCUAUUGUCCAGAAUGCCACUUCGCCUUUGCAUACUUUUAUGAAUGGGAUCACAUGUGGUAUGAAUGUUAUUGGAAAGAAUACAAAAAUGGAGAAUAUGAAUAAGCAGAUAACCUAUCAAUUAAAGAGAAUGAUGAGUUAAAAUGCAUCAGAUGCGAAAAGACAGUUAAAGUCGUAAAGAGAAAUGAAAAUUGA
Tetrahymena thermophila SB210 is the source of this 261-nucleotide messenger RNA. RefSeq lists its product as hypothetical. Lineage: Eukaryota; Ciliophora; Oligohymenophorea; Hymenostomatida; Tetrahymenidae. The record is from RefSeq and is a predicted model, not a curated record. The transcript has a single exon.